Adineta ricciae is the source of this 435-nucleotide messenger RNA. The record is from the annotation of a GenBank genome assembly. NCBI's taxonomy places the organism in Eukaryota, Metazoa, Rotifera, Eurotatoria, Adinetida, Adinetidae.
AUGGUCGGAUCCGAUACUAUAUAUCGGCGCAUUCGUCGUCGUGUUCAACAAACGCAGUCUCCAACUCUUGCUGCAAUCGAAGAUUCCGGUUUGUCGCAUUUACAUCCGAUUAUACCACCUUUACUGGAACUUCUCCAACAUCACCAACAUCCGUAUAUGCCACAACCUGCAUAUCCACAUUCCACUGUCUAUUCAUUGAAGCUUCCCAGGUUAUUAUGGCACGGUCGGUUCCGGCCGUCAUUUCCCGGCUGUUUCCUGCAAACUUCGACCUGGAAACGGUCAGGAACUGAUCGGAUAUUUCCUGUGCAAUUCCGGCCGGAAUCCGGCUGCAAGGAACCUGCCGGAACUUGCUGGAAUCGGCGAAAACUGUGUCGGAAUCGAGAAGAGCUGUGCCGAAACCAGCUCAGAUUUCAACGGAUCCAGUCGCCAGAAUGA